Messenger RNA from Dendroctonus ponderosae (mountain pine beetle), 1649 nucleotides. RefSeq names its product spermatogenesis-defective protein 39 homolog (gene Vps16B). NCBI's taxonomy places the organism in Eukaryota, Metazoa, Arthropoda, Insecta, Coleoptera, Curculionidae. Gene Ontology annotation, cellular component: cytoplasm. The coding region runs from base 369 to 1544 and encodes 391 amino acids. Gene Ontology annotation, biological process: intracellular protein transport; vacuolar transport. The record is from RefSeq and is a predicted model, not a curated record. The transcript has 10 exons.
CCUGUCUUUGUUAAAUUAAUUAAUAGUUUUACUAAUAACACAUAUAAUAACUGGGUUUUUAACCAUGCAAAUAUUCAUUGACGACUCGUUUGAUCAGAAUCCCAAAUUAAUUCAGAUUUGGCCUGAAAAUAAAAUAAAAUGGACUUAACCUCACUUAAUUUAUUGUUUAUUGUUUUUAAGUUAUAGUUCAGCUUUUCUAUUAUCUAUAUAGAAUUAUAUUAAGUAGUUUAUCUUUACCCAAUUCAGUUCAGCACAAAAAAUAUUAAGUGAACUUUUCAAGAGAAAUGUAUUUUUUAUAUUUGUACUUAGGUGCUUGUUAACUAAAGUUACCACUUUGCCUCUACCUCCGAUGAAACUUUCCUCAGACCAUGGCAAAAGCUGAAGAUGACUUUUGGAAUGCCAGCAGCCACUCUGGAUUCAAUUUUGAUGAUGAAGAUGAUUUGACCGAUGUUUCUUCGGACAACACCAUUUUUAGCUCCUUAACGGAAAUUUCAUCUCAAGUGCCUAUUCAUGCUAUUAUUUCCAAGACAAAUCUGGACAUGGUGUUGGAUGAUAUUGAGUCCACACUUCCUGUUUUGGUGCCUCAAGUAGAAGACACUGUUAAAAAAAUGCUAAUAGGCCAUAAUUACAAUCUCAACUGUUAUGUUAAGUUUAGUGACAAAGUUUUGCUGCUGGACAAAGCCUUGGAGGCAUGCGACGGGUCGGUUAUUUUAAAAGUAUUGUUAUAUUUGAAAGCUACGCUAAAACCCAACAUAUUUUAUCUCCAACUGUCGAAACGGAAUGGAGCGGUAAACCACUAUGCACAAUAUUUGUAUAUGAGAAAUAGAUUGCAGGAAAUAAUUGACCUUUAUAUGGCUACAGGAAAUACGUCAAGCUUGAAAUCUGUUUACUAUUUGGUUGGGCAGGGAAUCACUAAUAAAGAGCUGCUGCAUCGAAAACUUGAUCAAUUCAUAAUGGAGAAUAUGCAAAAGAUUAAUUCAAGCGAUGAUAAAACUGAGAUAUAUGACUAUCUGCAGCUGACGAAAUUCCAGGUGGACCAUAAAUUUAAUUCAAAUUCUGUAAUUACGCAACUGGCUGAACUUUGCAAGCAUGAACUGUCGACUCACACAGGAAUGAGUAGAUUGCAGGAGUAUAAGAAAACUUUUCGGAUAGACGAAUUAACAUUUGAUUGGACAUUGAUGAAUGUGUUGGCUUCAAUGAAGCUGUGGAUGCACAUCAACGAAUCAUUUGUUAAAAACAAUUGGUUAACUAAGAAAAAUACUCUAAAAACGGCACUCUCCCCGGAAAUUUUCUUAACCGGGCUUUAUAGACACAAUCCACCAAGAGAUAUUCUAGAGACGCUGUUAGGAUGCAUAUCUGACUCUGACAAGGCAUAUGCGCUGGCAAAUAAAUUGCAGUGCCAUACUUAUAUUAUUCAGUAUUUCUUGAAUCAAAGAGAUCGACUGGCCUUACUGAACUAUAAAGGGAAAGUUGCUUACCAAAGCUCUGACUAUUACUUAAUAGAAAGUGCCCUGCAGUAUUCAGAAAAGAAAUGGAGGAACUAGAGCUGUGAAUUUAAAUUGCUAUUACUUUUUACGGUGUCUCUACUAAUAUUUUUUAUAUAUUUUAUAGAAUUUAAUCCGUUGAAAUAAAACGUAUUUAUCAAAUAA